Messenger RNA from Phialemonium atrogriseum, 1134 nucleotides. RefSeq names its product assembly factor cbp4. NCBI's taxonomy places the organism in Eukaryota, Fungi, Ascomycota, Sordariomycetes, Cephalothecales, Cephalothecaceae. The transcript has 3 exons. Gene Ontology annotation, cellular component: mitochondrial membrane. Bases 478 to 855 code for a protein of 125 amino acids. Gene Ontology annotation, biological process: mitochondrial respiratory chain complex III assembly. The record is from RefSeq and is a predicted model, not a curated record.
CAGAUCACUCUGAGAUGGAGGGUUAUAGGAUCGACUCAGCAAUUUACGGUUGGGCUUGGCUAGGUGUUAUAUAGCCUCCUGCCGAAAAGGCUUAUUCGGUGAUCCGUUCCUGUCAAGGCUCUAGAGCCACCAUACCAGACUCGCCACCAAAGCUUGACUAGAAGUAAAGGAGUGGCACAACUCGAGAUCGUGCACCUGCUCUUACCGUAGUAUUCAGGGGCGGAGCUGCUGUGGCAGAUGGGUACGUACUUCUACAUGACACAAGCCACAAGCCACAUCCAGGCCCGUUUGUCCAAAACGCAAUGAGGCAAGGGUCAUUGGCCAAUGCUCCACUAUGGGGAAGGCCCAAUCAUUUUCUGCCGUCUAUGACCGCUUCAAUUUAUCCUGGCUGGCCUGGUCUCCAAAAUCACGUCACAAGGGCUCAAACGGCGAUGUUCGACGCCUCUUUUCCGAUAUAUAUAUCGUCUUAACAGGACAAUGGCUGGCCGAAAAGGUGUCAACUGGUGGCUUUAUUCCAAGAUGCUCCUCGGGGGGGGUGUAAUAUGUGUGGGAGGUCCGGCUUUCACAUGGUAUCUUACCCCAACAGACGAGGAGCUCUUCCAGAGAUACAGCCCUGAGCUCAAGCAGAAGAGUCUUGAGAGGAGAUAUGAGCGGGAGAAGGAGUUCGAUGACUUCGUCAAUAAACUCAAGGAGUACUCCAAAUCAGACAAAUCUAUCUGGGUCGUUCAAGCAGAGGAGGAACAGAAGGCCAGGGAGGCAAGAUUCAAAGAGAGCCUCAAGGCUGCUGAAGAGGUCAAAGCGAGAAAGGAGGAGAUGCGACGGCAGGCAGGACUCUCGCCGGAACCGAAAAGGUGAUGCCAUGAUUGGUAUCGCUGCGACUACUCGCCACUUCACUGUAUAAUACUAUCUUGCUCUUCCAGGGCACAGAGCAUUCCCAAAUAACUUACUGUACAGGAAGGAGUACAGGUACUGGCAUUGGUUUCGGAUUUGGAAGCCGGAACUUGGAGGGGGAGCCUAUUAGGCAGCCCCAAAGGGGCAGACAGGCAGAUAAUCACCCAUGUACAGUACAAUUACAUGUCUACCUGUGUAAUGACGAUGCAACAUGAUCUCAAUCUUAUUCUAUCUUUGACCUCG